Rhea pennata is the source of this 5619-nucleotide messenger RNA. RefSeq names its product ATP binding cassette subfamily C member 9 (gene ABCC9). Gene Ontology annotation, molecular function: ATP binding; ATP hydrolysis activity; ABC-type transporter activity. The transcript is spliced from 39 exons. Bases 107 to 4789 code for a protein of 1560 amino acids. Gene Ontology annotation, cellular component: membrane. Lineage: Eukaryota; Metazoa; Chordata; Aves; Rheiformes; Rheidae. Gene Ontology annotation, biological process: potassium ion transport; transmembrane transport. The record is from RefSeq and is a predicted model, not a curated record.
AAAAUCCUGCCACCGGGAUGAUAUUGAUCACAUAGCAGAGCCGAGUGAAAAUUUGGGUUGGUAUUUUGUUUUUGUGUGUGCAAAGCAGGCAGACCUUCUAGAAGCAAUGAGGCUCGCAUUUUGUGGUAAUGACAAUGCUUCAGCCUAUAACAUCAGUGCUGGUGUCCUAAGAAAUGUCUGCUUUGUGGACGCCCUCAACUUGGUUCCCCAUGUCUUUUUGCUAUUUAUCACCUUUCCAAUUUUGUUCAUUGGCUGGGGAAGCCAAAGCUCCAAAGUUCAGAUUCACCACAACACAUGGCUGCACUUCCCUGGACACAAUCUGCGGUGGAUUCUGACAUUCACUCUCCUCUUUGUACAUGUGUGUGAAAUAGCGGAGGGCAUAGUUUCAGAUACACAAAUGAAAUCCCGACAUCUGCAUCUCUUUCUACCAGCUAUAAUGGGGUUUGUGGCUGCAACAGUAUCCAUAGUCUAUUAUCAUAAUAUUGAAACAUCUAACUUUCCAAAGUUACUGUUGGCUCUCUUUCUUUACUGGAUAAUGGCUUUUAUCACUAAAACAAUCAAGCUUGUCAGAUACUGCCAGGAUGGUGUGCCUUUUUCUCAGCUGCGGUUCUGCAUCACUGGAAUUAUGGUCAUUCUCUAUGGGCUGCUGAUGGCUGUGGAGAUCAAUGUCAUUCGAGUUAGGAGAUAUGUAUUUUUCAUGAAUCCUCAGAAGGUAAAGCCACCAGAGGAUCUGCAGGACUUGGGUGUGAGGUUUCUUCAGCCAUUUGUCAAUCUGCUCUCAAAAGCAACUUACUGGUGGAUGAAUACACUUAUUAUAUCUGCUCACAAGAAACCUGUAGAUCUGAAGGCAAUCGGGAAGCUUCCAAUUGCAAUGAGAGCACUAACAAAUUAUGUUUGUCUCAAAGAAGCAUACGAGGAACAAAAGAAAAAGGUAGCAGAUCAGCCCAAUCGGAGUCCCUCAAUAUGGUUAGCGAUGUACAGUGCCUUUGGACGACCGAUUCUUCUCAGUAGCACGUUCCGUUACUUGGCUGACUUGCUGGGCUUUGCUGGACCAUUAUGCAUUUCUGGCAUUGUCCAGGGCUUCCAGGAUACAACCAACAAUACAAAUGCAACAGAAAAGCUGAAGGGACCAUCAAAUUCAUACCUUUCCUCAGAGGAAUUCCUCAGGAAUGUUUAUGUUUUGGCAGUUCUUCUCUUCUUGGCCCUUAUCUUACAGAGGACAUUCCUACAGGCUUCCUACUAUGUGACUACAGAAACUGGCAUCAACUUGCGAGGUGCUUUAUUGGCAAUGAUAUAUAAUAAGAUCCUGAGGCUUUCUACAUCAAACUUGUCCAUGGGAGAGAUGACACUGGGACAAAUCAAUAACUUGGUUGCCAUAGAAACCAAUCAAUUAAUGUGGUUCUUGUUCCUGUGCCCCAAUCUAUGGGCUAUGCCUGUUCAGAUCAUAAUGGGUGUGAUCCUACUCUAUAAUUUACUUGGAGAGAGUGCCUUGGUUGGUGCCGCUGUCAUCGUUCUGUUAGCUCCAAUACAGUACUUCAUAGCUACGAAGCUGGCUGAGGCUCAGAAGAGCACUCUGGACUAUUCUACUGAGAGAUUAAAGAAGACUAAUGAGAUAUUAAAGGGCAUUAAGUUAUUAAAGCUCUAUGCUUGGGAGCACAUAUUUUGUACUAGUGUGGAGGAAACAAGAAUGAAGGAACUCACUAGUCUAAAAACCUUUGCACUUCAUACAUCUCUUUCCAUUUUUAUGAAUGCAGCCAUACCAAUAGCAGCUGUUCUUGCUACCUUCGUGACUUACGCUUAUAUCAAUGACAAGCCUUUGCAGCCUGCCCAGGCCUUUGCAUCACUGUCGUUGUUCCAUAUUCUGGUCACACCAUUGUUUCUACUCUCCACUGUGGUUCGUUUUGCAGUCAAGGCUAUUGUAAGUGUACAGAAGCUGAAUGAGUUUCUCCUCAGUGAUGAGAUUGGAGAUGACAGCUGGAGAGGUGGGGACAGCUCUGUAGCUUACGAAUCCUGUAAGAAGCACACAGGACUUCACACCAAGGCCAUCAACAGGAGACAGCCCUUGAGAUACCAGCUUGAAAGUUACGAACAGCCAUCAAGGAGGCAAACGCGUCCUGUGGAUAUAGACGAUAUCGCAAUCAAGGUGACCAAUGGAUACUUUUCCUGGGGCAGUGGUUUAGCUACAUUGUCCAAUAUAAACAUCAGAAUCCCAACAGGUCAGAUGACAAUGAUUGUGGGUCAAGUUGGCUGUGGCAAGUCUUCACUUCUCCUUGCUAUAUUGGGAGAGAUGCAGACGCUGGAGGGAAAAGUUCACUGGAGCAAUGUAAAUGAAACUGAACCUUCUUUUGAAGCAUCCAGAAGAAACAGAUACUCAGUGGCUUAUGCAGCUCAGAAGCCAUGGCUAUUGAACGCAACAGUGGAGGAAAACAUUAUCUUUGGGAGCCCAUUUAACAAACAGAGGUACAAAGCUGUUACAGAUGCGUGCUCUCUGCAGCCUGAUAUUGACUUACUACCAUUUGGUGAUCAGACAGAAAUUGGAGAAAGGGGGAUUAAUUUAAGUGGCGGCCAACGACAGAGGAUCUGCGUAGCACGAGCACUCUAUCAGAACACCAAUAUUGUCUUCCUGGAUGACCCGUUCUCUGCACUGGACAUUCACUUAAGUGAUCACUUAAUGCAGGAAGGGAUUUUGAAGUUUCUCCAAGAAGACAAAAGGACUCUUGUUCUUGUGACACAUAAGUUACAAUAUCUACCACAUGCUGACUGGAUCAUUGCAAUGAAGGAUGGAAUGGUGCUUAGGGAAGGGACACUAAAGGAUAUACAAACCAAAGAUACUGAGCUUUACGAACACUGGAAAACUCUGAUGAAUCGCCCGGAUCAAGAAUUGGAAAAGGAAAUGGAAGCUGAUCAGACUACUCUGGAGAGAAAAACGCUUAGGAGAGCAAUGUACCCCAGAGAAUCCAAAGCACAACUGGAAGAUGAAGAUGAAGAGGAAGAAGAGGAAGAAGAUGAAGAUGACAAUAUGUCAACUGUCUUAAGACUCAGGACAAAGAUGCCAUGGAAAACCUGCUGGAGAUAUCUAACAUCUGGAGGAUUUUUCUUGCUCUUUCUGAUGAUUUUCUCAAAGUUGUUAAAACACUCAGUUAUAGUAGCCAUAGAUUAUUGGCUGGCUACAUGGACAUCCAUGGACAAUGCAAAUGAACCCAAGAACAUUGACGACGUUAAGAGCACAAAGAAGACCUAUCAUGUAGCUGUGUUCAGCAUCCUUUCCGGAGCAGGGAUUGUCCUUUGCCUCAUCACAUCUCUGACUGUGGAGUGGAUGGGCCUCACAGCAGCCAAAAACCUACACCAUAAUCUACUCAACAAGAUCAUCCUCGGGCCAAUCAGGUUCUUCGAUACAACUCCAUUGGGGCUAAUUCUAAAUCGCUUCUCUGCUGAUACAAAUAUCAUUGAUCAGCACAUUCCUCCUACCCUAGAGUCACUUACCCGGUCCACCUUACUCUGCCUGUCGGCCAUUGGAAUGAUCUCAUAUGCCACUCCAUGGUUCCUUGUUGCCCUCGUGCCUCUCGGGAUUGCUUUUUAUUUUAUCCAGAAAUACUUCAGAGUUGCUUCCAAAGACCUCCAGGAACUUGAUGAUAGCACCCAGCUACCUUUACUCUGUCACUUCUCGGAAACAGCAGAGGGACUUACUACCAUUAGAGCAUUCAGGCAUGAAGCCAGAUUUAAACAACGUAUGCUGGAACUAACCGACACGAACAACAUUGCCUACUUAUUUCUGUCAGCUGCCAACAGAUGGCUGGAGGUCAGGACGGAUUACCUUGGUGCUUGUAUAGUUCUUACUGCAGCUGUCACUUCCAUCACCGAAGGUCCUAACUCUGGGUUUGUGGGGCUAGGUCUCCUGUAUGCUCUGACGAUAACCAACUAUUUGAACUGGGUGGUGAGAAAUCUGGCUGAUUUGGAGGUGCAGAUGGGUGCAGUAAAAAAAGUACACAGCUUCCUGAACAUGGAGUCGGAGAACUAUGAAGGCUACUUGGACCCUUCCCAAGUCCCAAAAGAUUGGCCCCAAGAGGGAGAAAUCAAGAUUGAAAAUUUGUGUGUUCGGUAUGAAAACAACCUGAAGCCUGUUCUUAAGCACGUGAAGGCUUACAUCAAACCAGGACAGAAGGUUGGGAUCUGUGGUCGUACUGGCAGUGGUAAAUCCUCCCUGUCUUUGGCAUUCUUCAGAAUGGUGGACAUAUUUGAAGGGAGGAUAGUGAUCGAUGGAAUAGAUAUCAGCAAAUUGCCUCUUCAUACUCUCCGUUCCCGACUCUCCAUUAUUCUCCAGGAUCCGAUAUUGUUCAGCGGUUCCAUCCGCUUUAAUUUGGAUCCAGAAUGCAAGUGCACUGAUGAUAGACUUUGGGAAGCACUGGAGAUUGCUCAGCUGAAGAACAUGGUCAAGUCAUUGCCAGGAGGUCUUGAUGCAGUGGUAACAGAGGGGGGAGAGAACUUCAGCGUAGGGCAAAGGCAGCUCUUCUGCCUGGCCCGAGCCUUCGUUCGUAAGAGUAGCAUUCUCAUCAUGGAUGAAGCCACAGCAUCUAUUGACAUGGCCACAGAAAACAUUUUGCAGAAGGUUGUGAUGACUGCCUUUGCAGACCGCACAGUUGUAACAAUAGCUCAUCGGGUUCACACUAUUCUAACUGCAGACCUGGUUAUCGUCAUGAAGCGAGGAAACAUUUUAGAAUAUGAUACGCCUGAGAACCUACUUUCUCAAGAAGAUGGCAUCUUUGCUUCAUUUGUCCGGGCUGACAUGUGAAGAAUCACUAAGUCCUGUGAUGCAUUUUAAUAGCUUAUUUUUAAACAAAUGAAAUGAGAUUAUUUUCUAUUCAAUGUUACAUCAUUUUAAUCUUUUUCCAGAGCUUUUUCUUUCUUCACACUUCCAUCUUUCCAAAAUAAUAAAACCUAUUGUAAUACAUGUAUGCUCCAAAGUGAUAAAAAUGUCAUUUCAUUCAAAAGCCAUUAAACACACACACACACACACACACACAGACACACACACACACACACACACACACACACACACACACUGGCAGAAGUUUUUAUUUCCUGGGAAUUUGACAUUUUCCUUAGACAUUUUAGUGACUUUUUUCCCCUUAUAGAGAGCAAAAGAAUGCACUGCUUUUACAAGCUAUGUAUGUUAUGCUGGAACCAACAAUCAAAUCGUGCAGUUUGUCAAGGAAGCUAGAGAUCACCAGAAGUAUUCUGUCCCCAAGGGGAAAAAACUAAAAGGAAAAAACCCAAACCCAUAACACUUGGGGCAAUCUGCUGCAUUCCAAAGGCAUAAACUUUGCUCUUCAAGUUAUAACACAGGACCAGCCACUGAGGGAAAGGAAUGCCAUCAGAAGUAAGGAAAUUCUUCCUGUCCUUCACUUCAGUUUGCACGCUAUAGUUGGAACAAUACUAUUUUGUAGUGCAAUUAUGUUUCAUCCACCCAGCCAAUUCCUAAAUCCAUAUUUGUUCUGUGGAUUUUUUUGAGUCAAAGAUCCAAAUCAUCCUAUAAUUAUGCAUGCUUCAAUAGGUUUACGGAAAGAUACACUUUGUACAGUAUUUUAAGACUUUGUAUUAAAGCUAAUAUGAAUUUAUAAA